Molecule: messenger RNA, 708 nt
Organism: Monomorium pharaonis (pharaoh ant)
Lineage: Eukaryota; Metazoa; Arthropoda; Insecta; Hymenoptera; Formicidae
Product: proteasome assembly chaperone 4
Exons: 2
Coding region: 208-606 (132 amino acids)
Biological process (GO): proteasome assembly
Source: RefSeq, a predicted model, not a curated record
UUAGGUUAUAGGUUCAAGUCAGCUCAUUUUGUUUGACACAAACUUUGGGAAGUUAAAUGUGUAUAUGUUACAACAGCAUAAAAAAUACAUAAUACAUUGGCAUAAACAUUGCACUGUUAAUUACUCAACUAGUUGUUCAGUUUUAGAGUUAGACAAACUACGUAAACUAACGGUUUGGAAAUUAAGGUGAAAGAUUCAAACCAAAGGAUGGCAUAUUCAACAGAGCAAACAUCCAAAGUGGAGUUACUACCAUGUAGUUUCAAAUUUCACAAUUUUGUCGCUAAGGUCAGCGAUAUUAAUAUUAAUUGCCACAUAAUAAAGAUGGAAGAUUGCCUGUAUCUCUGGAUUGGAGAUUCCGCUAAUUGCAGUAUGGAAGAUCUGUCUUUUGCUCUUACAUCAAACUUUGAGAGACAGCCUAUUGCGACCAAGAUUAUGGGUUCUGUAGCAGAUGCCACAUCCACAAACAUGGCUAAGAGAUUAAGCAUGAAAUUUGGCAAACCAAUAUAUGUUAGUUUUAACAUAACUCCAGACAAUAUAAUAUUGCCAGGAAUCGAAAGAAGAAUACAAGAGGAGUUCAAGACGCAUGCAGAUCUAUUAAGUUUUUGAUUAUUAAAGAAUUCUCGAAAUAUUUAUUUAAAGAUAUUUUUGUAUAUAUAUUCUUCACAUGUAUAACUUUUUGUGUUAAUAAACUUUUAAUAUCUUAAAUUA